This is a messenger RNA of Dentiscutata erythropus, 1809 nucleotides long. The record is from the annotation of a GenBank genome assembly. Lineage: Eukaryota; Fungi; Glomeromycota; Glomeromycetes; Diversisporales; Gigasporaceae.
AUGAAAAAUUCUCAAUCCACCUUUAAUACUUUUAAUUCUAAAAGUAGUUCUGAAAAUCAUUUCAAUCAUUUACCAAAAUCAUCAAAAUCACCUCUUGAAGAUAUGAACUAUUCAAAUAGUUCUUUUGAUCAAUUUAAUAGUCGUCCUAGUCAUGCUUUAAAUUUUACAAAUCUCACUUCUCUUAAUUCUUUUUCGAGUGCUAAUUAUAAUGAUAUUAGUAAAAAUCAUCAAAGGUAUAAACCACAAAAAUCUCUUGGCAAGUUGCCUAAUGUGUUUAAAAAGUUAUCAAAGGACUAUCAGCUUAAUUAUCAAAAGGCACUUCAAGCGUUAGAAGACUUACAAUAUAAUGAGGCUAUCUUUUUAUUUUCACAGAUUUUAAAAGAUUAUCCUCACAGUUAUUCGGUUAGAUGUGAUCGAGCUUAUGCUGAAUAUCAACUUGAAGAUUGGGAAGGUGCUGUUAAUGAUUUAAAUUACGCAAUUUCAAAAAAACCUAAAAAGAACUAUGCAUAUUCUCUUCGAGGUGAAGUAUACCGUCUAAGAUCUAUAUAUGAUAAAGCUUUGGUAGAUCUUAAUAGAUCAUUGAAAAUACAAAAGAGUAUUUUUGCAUUAAGAUCGCGUGCCGAAGUUUAUAGGGAAACUCAACAAUACAGAGAAGCUAUUUUGGAUCUAGAUUUAGCUUUAAAUAUAGAACCACAAAAUGUAUUUACUUUAGUACGUCGAACAAAAGUUUACUGUUUACUUGAACUCUAUGAUAAUUCGGUGAAGGAUUUAUAUUAUUCGCUUGAAUUGGAUAAAAGUAAUGCAGCUUCAACAUUGGCAGAUCGAGGUGAAAUUUAUCGAAUUGUAGGACGUUAUGACUUAGCACUUGCAGAUUUAGAAGCUGCAUUACGAUGUGAAGAAAAUAUAAUGGCAUUAGAACGAAGAGGAUUAAUUUAUAGAGAUUUAGAUAAAGAUCAAGAUGCUUUAUCAGAUUUUGAUAGGAUUUUACAAAAAGAGCCACAAAAUUUUAAUGCUCAUAAAAAUAAAGCAGAAGUUCUUAUAAAAAUGAAAAAAUAUGAAGAAGCACUUACACAUAUUCAUAUUACUUUACAAAUAGAACCUUUUGAUUUUCAAUUAUUAAAAAAUCAGGGUGAGGCAUAUCAUUCUCUUGGUUAUUUUGAUGAUGCCAUAAUAGAUUAUACAGCGGCAUUGAGAAUUGAUCCUAAUGAUGUAGAAAUACUUCAAAAAAGAGGAGAAAUUUAUCGAUUGCUUCAAGACUUUGAAAAAGCUUUAAGUGAUUUUUCAAGAGCUAUAGAAGUUGACCCUACAUGCGUAUAUGCAUUAGCUCGACGUGGAGAAGUCUAUAGAAUGACAAAACAAGGUCAUAAAGCAUUAAAAGAUUUGGAUGAAGCGAUUAAACUUGAUCCUGAUAACAUAAUAGCAUAUGAAAGCCGAGCGGUUUAUCGAGCCCUAAAAUUAAAUACAAAAGCGUUAUUAGAUCUAGAUCGAGUGUUAAAAAACGUAAAGGAUGGAGCUUUUAAUAUUGACCACAAAACUAAAACAUUAUGCAAUCGAGGGGCAGAUUAUAAUGCACUUAAUGAGGAUUUAGCAAAUUUGAAUAAAGCUUCAUUUAUGGAGCCGAAGGUUAUACUUGCGUUAUGCGAACGAAGUGCGGUUUAUUGUGCUUUAGGAGAAAAAGAGAAAGCGCUAUUAGAAUUGGAUAGGAUUUUAACAAUAGAACCUGAUAAUGAAUUCGCAUUACGUGAAAAGAAUAAAUUAUAUAGGGUUGAAAAUCAUGUGGUCCGUGAAUUUAUUGAAAAUAGCAAAUAA